Messenger RNA from Eruca vesicaria subsp. sativa (arugula), 1593 nucleotides. NCBI's taxonomy places the organism in Eukaryota, Viridiplantae, Streptophyta, Magnoliopsida, Brassicales, Brassicaceae. The record is from the annotation of a GenBank genome assembly.
AUGAAUCGACGCUACGAUAAUAAGCCACCGCCACUGGCGGUUUCCUCAAAGGAGAAGAAGAAGAAGCAUUUCGUCAACCACACAGCUCCCACCACUCCUGGAAACCACGAGAGGACUCAAGCCAGUCCAGCGCUAUCACCAGCUCGAUCACACGAAUUGAUCAGAGACUCUGAUGAUAAGCUUAGCUACGAGAUUUUCUCCAUUCUCGAGAGCAAGUUUCUCUUCGGUUACGAAGACCCUAGGCUCUCAUGGAUCCCUCGUAGUCCGUUACGACCUGGUCCUGAUUCUUCCGAUGCAGGACCUUCUCCUAGAUCACCGUUGACUCCAAACGGCGUCGUUCUCCCGGGAACGCCGUCUUCUUUCCGGAGUCCGAGAGGGAGAAUCUGCGUUUUGAGCAUCGACGGCGGAGGGAUGAGAGGUCUUUUGGCGGGAAAAUCCUUAAUCUAUCUCGAGAAGAUGCUGAAGGAGAAAUCCGGCGAUCCGAACGCUCGGAUCGCGGAUUACUUCGACGUCGCCGCGGGAUCAGGAAUCGGAGGAGUUUUCUCGGCGAUGAUGUUCGCGACUAGAGACGGUAACCGCCCGAUUUUCAAGGCGGAGGACACGUGGAAGUUCCUAGUUGACAACGCAGAGAGUUUCUACCGAUCAUCCCCCGGAAGCGGAGGAGCAGGAGCGGCGAUUAAACGCGUCAUGAGAUCCGGAUCAUCCUCUUCCUCCUCUUCCGUAACCGCCGCGUCAGCGAAGCUAGAGAAAGCAAUGAAAGCUUCGUUCGCAGAUCUGACGCUCAAAGACACUUUGAAACCGAUUCUCAUCUCUUGCUACGAUCUCUCCAGCACCGCGCCGCUUCUCUUCUCACGCGCCGACGCGCUAGAGAGCGACAGUUUCGAUUUCCGUCUCCGAGAUAUUUGUCGCGCCACGUGGGCGGAGCCGGGGACGUUCGAUCCCGUUCGCACGUGUUCCAUAGACGGGAAAACGCGGUGCGUUGCGGUUGGAGGUGGGCUCGCGAUGAGUAAUCCGACGGCUGCGGCGAUUACGCACGUGUUUCAUAAUAAACAGGAGUUUCCGGCGGUUAUGGGGGUGGAGGAUAUGUUGGUGUUGUCGCUUGGGACUGGUCAGCUUUUUGAAGUGAAUUAUGAUUACGAGCAAGUUAAAAAUUGGCGGGUAAAAGAAUGGGCCAGGCCCAUGGCGCGGAUCUCUGGUGAUGGUUCUGCUGAGUUUGUUGAUCAGGCUGUUUCUAUGGGCUUUGGGCCUUACAGGAGUAGUAACUACGUUCGCAUUCAGGCAAAUGGGUCGAGGUUAGGAGCUUGUGGGCCGCACGUGGACACGGAUCCAAGAGCAGAGAAUGUGAAGAAACUGACGGAGAUCGCUGAUGAGAUGUUGAAGCAGAACAAUGUUGAGUCGGUGUUGUUUGGAAGCAAAAGGAUCGGUGAAAUGAGUAAUUCAGAUAAACUAGAGUGGUUCGCGAACGAGCUUGUGAUUGAGCAGCAAAGACGAAGUGUUAGUGCGUCACCAACCGUGACGCUGAAGCAAGCUGUGUCCAAAACCAACCGCAAUGCUAUAAACGCAACUCUCACACUCAUCUCCAGAGAAAGAUGA